Molecule: messenger RNA, 843 nt
Organism: Blastomyces dermatitidis ER-3
Lineage: Eukaryota; Fungi; Ascomycota; Eurotiomycetes; Onygenales; Ajellomycetaceae
Product: BRCT domain-containing protein
Exons: 5
Coding region: 1-843 (280 amino acids)
Source: RefSeq, a predicted model, not a curated record
AUGGGGAAGACUUUCCGCAAGCAACACAUCAGCCUGGCUGGUGAUUUCGGGCCAAUCUCCGAGAAGAUCAAGCAGUGGGUUGAGGCCAACGGUGGUGAUUUCUCAAAACACCCUGAGAAAGGUGCAACAACUCAUCUUAUCACGACCAAGGAUGCGUUCCGGAAGCGCGAUGCAACGGUCCAACAGGCUCGCAAAAUCAAGGGCCUUAAAAUUGUGAAGCUGGAAUGGCUUGAGGAUUCCCUUCUGUCCAAAACCAGGCGACCCAAACGUGAGAAUGAAUAUCUGUGGUACCAAACACGAGGCACCUGCAAGAGGGAUACAGGAAAGCGCAAGAAUGCCUCCAAGAAUAUUGAUGGCGUAGGCUCCAACUGCUUGAAAAAGCAACGGCGUAACCAUGGUCCGGGAAAUGAGACGACCAUCAUAUAUUUACCGAUUCUGAAGGAUUUUGUGCGCCCUCUGGAAGACGUCAGGUUCAAAGAAAAACAUACCCUUCAACUCUACGAAUCUGAUUCAAGCCCUCAUGCCUAUGUAGCGUUGGUGAAAUACACUCGGGUUGGAAGGGCUGGAUCGGCGUUUCUUGCGCCGACUGGAAGUACAUGGGAGUUCGCAUUCGGAGCCUUCACCAAGUUUUUCAAGGCCAAAUGUGGGAAACGAUGGGAGGAAAGGAUGGACGACACCGAGCCUCUACCGCGAAAAGACGGAGAAGGAUGCGUCCUACCCCCGAGCGAGAACUGGUUGAGGUUUGAACCACAAACAGGGAUACCGGCAGGCACUGCAAAUCGAGUAGUUCCACUGCUUCGGCAGAGCAAAGACAGACGAAGGAAGUGGAAUCAUGAGAACUGA